AUGAAAGAUCUUCCAAGUUAUUCAGAAUCAAACAAUUGUUCAUUUGUAGAGUUUUCUGAAGAUGAGAGUGAUGUUAGCCGUGAAACCGAAUCGAAGGUCGAAAAUAACGGAAACGAGCGUAAUAACAAACUGUAUGAUUUCCCACAAACGUCAACAUAUAACGUGCCGAGCACUUCUGAUUGUUUUGAUGCCGAUUGCUCACAAGUGGUUCGUUCAAGCACUAGAGAAUCUGGAGUAGAAAAGCAGCAAUUGACAGCUUAUGCACAGUCAGAUGAUCAUAUGGAACAGUCCGGAAGCUUCACGCGGAUUGUGGUCAAACGAUAUGGUGGCAAUACAUACCUUCAAAUGGAUGAUGAAUGUGAAACGUUGGAUGUCAAAAUUCAGCAUUCCGAACUGGCGGACGACAUUUCACGUGAUCCGACAUCGAAUGCAAGACAAAGUAUCACUGUGUUAAACAUAUUCAACACUAAGUGCACAGAGAAUCGACAAAAUCAGAUUAUCGAUCAACGAAAGAGAGCAUGUAUGAUUUUGGAAACAAGACGACAUUCAACAGAUGAUCAAUCUCCGCUUCUAAUCUCCAACCACCCGGAUAGUGUGACCGAGAAAUUUGGAGAAGAGGAAAUGAUGAAGAGACGCAGGACUGUCACAACAACAGAGACUGUCGAAUCAUCUCCUGUUUUGGAAGCAGACGCAGUUGCAGUGGGUGACGACAAAAUGGUAAUGAAGGCAGCGAAACGGUGCAAUUCUACACAGAGCACACGAGCUAAGAAACAAACAAAUGAGCCAGGGAUUACCUUGUGCACUCCUUCCGACAAACAGAGAAAUAUAGUACUUGUUAGAAAAGAAAAUGUGAAAAGAGGAGGGCAAAAAGCAACAAGUUGUAAAGAAUAG
Molecule: messenger RNA, 891 nt
Organism: Caenorhabditis remanei
Lineage: Eukaryota; Metazoa; Nematoda; Chromadorea; Rhabditida; Rhabditidae
Exons: 6
Coding region: 1-891 (296 amino acids)
Source: RefSeq, a predicted model, not a curated record